UUUUUUUUUGUUCUUGGACUUUUCUUUUCCCAUUGUCACGUUUCUCACGCCGUCGCCGGUCGUAGCUGCCGCGUCGUUCGUUCGUCGGCAAAAGUGUUAGGAGAAGGUCUGAGUCCCGUGUGUACCCGAGUAAACCCGCUCUGCACAAUCACCCCGCUUGUACCCCGCGGUGAUAGGGAGGUGGUGAGUGACAAGUGCCCGCCAACAGAAUUAUAGUCACAGUAGUAGGGAAACGGCGGAGGAGUAGAAAAACGAUAGCAUAUCCUCUUCGCUUCGCUUUUCACUUCUGCUCCUGCUCCUGCUUCUGCUUCUCCUUUCUCUCGUCCUCUUUCUCUUUUCCUGCGCGCUUAGAUCGUCAAUUUCUAAGCUGUCCCCCUUACGGCGGUCUUCUUCCUCCGGUAUUCGCUCCGCCUCCCGUCGACGACCUCGGCACCUAUCCGCACUGCGCCAUUCUUUAUAUUCCUUUAUACUGUAUAGAGUGCACUCUCUCCCCCGGACUCUCUUCCUCUCUUCGCAUACUAUUGUAUCAGUCCUAUAAUAAAACUACCCCAAGUUCCACAACCACACAGCCCCACCAAUGGCCCCCGAUAUCUCCAACGGCCUCAACGGCCACCCCGCCACCGACGACUCCAAUGCCGAGUUAUGGAGACAUCCCGACCCGACGUCGACGCAGAUGCAUGCUUUCAAGGAGCGUGUUAAUGUUAAGUAUGGGCUCAAGCUUGAUCAUUAUGAGGAGCUGCAUAAGUGGUCUGUAGAGAACAUUAGUGACUUCUGGGGAGAAGUGUGGGAUUUCACUGGGAUCAAGGGGAAUAGGGUUGAUGAACCGGUCCUCCCCCCCAACGCCCCCAUGUACCCCCGCCCCGACUUCUUCCCCACCACCACCCUCAACUUUGCCGAGAACCUCCUUUACCCUUCUUCUUCCCCCGACCCCUCCAGUCCAGCCAUCAUUGAGGCCAACGAGACUUCUUCCCACCCAAUCAGCUGGGCCGAUCUCCGCGAGCGCGUCCGCCGCUGCACCCUCGCCCUCCAAUCCCUCUCCCUCGCCCCUGGCGACCGCGUUGCCGGUUUCCUCGGAAACACAGCCAAUGCCGUCGUCGCAGCGCUAGCAGCAGCGAGUAUCGGCGUCGUCUGGACGGGUGUUAGUCCCGAUACGGGGGUCCAUGCGGUGCUAGAGAGGUUGGUGCAGAUUGAGCCCAAGGUGCUGUUUGUGGAUAAUGGGGUUGGGUAUAAUGGGCGCACGCAUGCGAGUGGGGUGAAGGCGAGGGGGAUUGUCGAGGGGUUGAGGGGGAAGGGGUUGAUGGCUGUUGUUGUGUUUGAGACUGUGGUGGGGUUGGAGUGUGGAGUUGAGGAGUUGGCGGAGGUGAUGGAUGAGGGGGCGAAGGCGUGGGAGUAUAAGGAUUUUGUGGACAGCGUCCCCAACCCAUCCGCCCCCCAAACAUUCACCCCCCUCCCCUCUUCCCAUCCCCUCUACAUCCUCUACUCCUCCGGCACCACAGGCGCCCCAAAAUGCAUCGUGCACUCCGCCCUCGGCACUUUGAUCCAACACAAGAAAGAACACAUCAUCCACGGCGACCUCCUUCCCUCCUCGCGCCUCCUCUACUACACUACCACAACCUGGAUGAUGUGGCACUGGCUCGUUUCCGCGCUGUCCGUCGGCUCUACAAUCGUCGUCUACGACGGCUCGCCAUUCCGUCCCGCGGGGGAGAUGUCAAUGCCCUACCUCAUCGAUUCGCUGAAGAUUACGCAUUUCGGGACGUCGGCGAAAUACCUCUCGAUACUGGAGCAGAAACACACGCAGCCCCUGCUCCCGCAACCCGAUGGGUCGAACGCGGCUUCCCUAGCAACGCUAAAGGCUAUCUACUCCACUGGCUCCCCGCUCGCGCCGUCAACGUAUAAAUACAUCUACGCCAACUUCCCACCUACAGUCCAACUAGCAUCCAUAACAGGGGGGACAGAUAUCAUAUCCCUCUUCGGCGCACCUAACCCCCUCCUCCCCGUCUACGUAGGCGAAAUCCAAGGCCCCGCCCUCGGCCUCUCUCUCCUCGCCGUCUCACCCACGGGUGACCCAGUCGCGCCCUCUGAACCAGGGGAUCUGGUAGCUACUGUCCCGUUCCCUGCUCAGCCUACUACGUUCUUCGGCGCAAAGGGGGAUGCGAAGUAUUUCGAUGCGUAUUUUGCCGUGUUUCCCAAGGUGUGGCAUCACGCCGAUUUCAUCUCCUUCGUCCCGCAUACCGAUGCUGGGCGCGCGGGUACGAACAACGCCGCGUCAGGCCUACUGAUGCUGGGACGCAGCGAUGGGACGCUAAAGCCUGCGGGUGUGAGGUUCGGGUCCGCGGAGAUCUACAACAUCCUUCUCGCGCACUUCCCCGAGGUCUCAGACGCCGUAUGCGUCGGUCGUCGUCGCGCGGGUGACGCAGACGAGACGGUGUUGUUGUUCUGUAUGAUGGCGCCUGGGGAGACGUGGAGUGAAGAGCUGGGAGCGAGGAUUAAGAGGGAGAUUGGCACGAGGUUGAGCGCGAGGCAUGUGCCGGGGGUGGUGUGUGAGGGGGGCGGGGUGCCGGUGACGGGGAAUGGGAAGAAGGUGGAGGUGGCAGUAAAGAGGGUUGUUAGUGGGGUUGAAGGGGGGGUGGGGGAGAGUGUGGUUAAUAGGGAGGUUUUGGAGUGGUAUCGGGAGUGGGCGGGAAAGAAUUAG
Molecule: messenger RNA, 2692 nt
Organism: Pseudogymnoascus verrucosus
Lineage: Eukaryota; Fungi; Ascomycota; Leotiomycetes; Thelebolales; Thelebolaceae
Exons: 3
Coding region: 578-2692 (704 amino acids)
Biological process (GO): lipid metabolic process
Cellular component (GO): cytosol
Molecular function (GO): acetoacetate-CoA ligase activity
Source: RefSeq, a predicted model, not a curated record